AUGGCUACCGACGGGCAAUCAAAUGAUCCGAUCGCGCAAUUUCUUCACAACUACGGGAAGGACAAGGCUUACUACGAGAGCCUGGCGAAUUACGUGAAGAAUCUCUGCGAAGGAUUCAUGAGGAAUCAGCAAAUUGAUGGAACUGUCACCGCCCGUGCCAAAGACAAGACUAGUCUGGAUAUCAAGGUCAAUCGGCGGCACCGGCAGAAGAGCUACGCCACAGUUAAUCAGAUCAAAGCAGACAUCGCAGAUCUUUCGGGAGUGCGCAUAGCUUUGUUCUAUCCAUAUCAUCGGGAUCUCGUGGGCAAGUUCAUACAUGAGGAUUUCGACGUUGUUGGGAGGGUGGUGCAUCCAAAGAACCCUUCGGACGAAACGGGACAAGACCGCUUCGACGCUGAGUACGAAAAUCGGUUCCGUGGCUACAAUGCCACUCAUUACCGCGUUCGCCUGGGGGAGAAGAAUGCCAAGAGAAACUUUCGCCCGGAUCUGGUCGAGAUUCAAGUCAUGACUGUCUUGCAAAGCGCUUGGUCGGAGGUAGAACACAACAUCCUCUACAAAAAAUUGGAGGGCAACCCAUCUUAUCCGGAACGGCAGCUUCUCGAUGGCCUUAGUGGCCUCGUCUCUGUCAGCGAGCUCUACUUGGAGCAACUGAACACCAUGUUCAACACUCGGGUCGAACUCCAGAAGGCGCAGAACGAGCCAUUUGCCAACAAGUACGAGCUUGGAUCCUUCCUGUUUUCCAGAAUGCGAGAAACGAAACAAUCCGAUCAAUUCACCCUGUCCUCUGUGGAGCUGCUUCGAAGGUUCCUGGGGCUCAGCUGUUUCAAGCUGGACACAAAGGAAAAACUCGGCCAAAUGCUCAAUGAAAUCAACAUUGGCACCGAUCUUACGUCCAACUUCACAUACCCUUACAGUGAGAAACCCAAUGUGUCUCUUGUCAUCAUGGAGCGGCUCUACCCAAGGACCAAAGGAACUCUGAAAGACUCCCUCUCCCCACGCGAAGAGCGAGAUCUUUGCAGCGUUCUCAUCAGCACCAUCAUCUCAUUGGAUGAGCUGUUUCCUCCAACGUCAUUCUGGGAGAAGGAGCUGACCGACAACGAGAGAUCCUCAGCGGGGCCGUCACAGCAACUGGAUAAUCUCAAGUGGAUGAUGAACGCUCAGGCCCCAAGAAAUGUCUUGCUCGGCCACUUGAAUCCUCUCAACAAGGAGGAGCGGGACACGCUCGUGAGUCUUUGGAAGUGGUUUUCCAACCAUAAGUCAAAGUAUGUCCGUUUCGUCUUCGACAUUUCUAAGCUUGGCCAUCUUCGAGAAUUUCCGCAGGACAUAGCAGCUCUCGAGAGAGUUUACCACAUGGCAAAAGAUCUGCUCGGCGUGGUUUGA
This is a messenger RNA of Diplodia corticola, 1380 nucleotides long. RefSeq lists its product as uncharacterized. The record is from RefSeq and is a predicted model, not a curated record. The transcript has a single exon. Bases 1 to 1380 code for a protein of 459 amino acids. Gene Ontology annotation, biological process: guanosine tetraphosphate metabolic process. NCBI's taxonomy places the organism in Eukaryota, Fungi, Ascomycota, Dothideomycetes, Botryosphaeriales, Botryosphaeriaceae.